AUGUCUGCGAUCCAGAAGAACGUUGAAUCAGCCUCCGAAGCAUAUUCCUCCUCGUUUACGCAGGGCCAUCUCGCACUUCCUCCGGCUAAGAAGUAUCUUGUGUUGACUUGUAUGGAUGCUCGAAUCGACCCGGCGCGAGCUUUCGGUAUUGAUCUCGGAGAUGCUCAUGUCAUUCGGAAUGCAGGAGCAUCCGCGCAUGAUGCCUUGCGAAGUAUCGUCAUAUCUGAGCAGCUUCUGGGCACCCAAGAAAUUGUCCUUGUCAAGCACACUGGCUGCGGUAUGCUGACUUUCACCAAUGACGAUGCCUAUGGGUUGAUCGAGAAGAGCCUAGGGCGUGACGCCGUCGCUGAGCUGAAAGCCCGCCAACUGGACUUUCUUCCUUUUCCAGACCUGGAAGAGGCGGUUAAGAAGGACGUGCAGUAUAUCAAAGACAGCAAGCUGGUUCCAGACAACAUAACCAUCAGCGGUUGGAUUUAUCAGGUAGAGACUGGCAAGACCAUUAGGGUUUUCUAA
Fonsecaea multimorphosa CBS 102226 is the source of this 513-nucleotide messenger RNA. RefSeq lists its product as uncharacterized. Bases 1 to 513 code for a protein of 170 amino acids. The record is from RefSeq and is a predicted model, not a curated record. NCBI's taxonomy places the organism in Eukaryota, Fungi, Ascomycota, Eurotiomycetes, Chaetothyriales, Herpotrichiellaceae. The transcript is spliced from 3 exons. Gene Ontology annotation, molecular function: zinc ion binding; carbonate dehydratase activity.